Dermacentor albipictus is the source of this 497-nucleotide messenger RNA. Lineage: Eukaryota; Metazoa; Arthropoda; Arachnida; Ixodida; Ixodidae. The record is from RefSeq and is a predicted model, not a curated record.
CUGCCUCAGAGUUCCUGGAAGGGCCCACCAAGUCAGUGAGACCAAAAGCACAUCCACGUGAACCACCAUGCAGUCGUGGAGAGCCUUCCUAGUGCUGGGCACGCUCUUGUUGCUGGCAGUGAUGACCAACAUGGCGUGCGCUGCCUACCGCAAGCCGCCUUUCAACGGCAGCAUCUUUGGAAAGCGGUCCAGAGGGGACCUGAACAACGCGGAGAUAAAGUACGCUAUGUGUGAGGCAGUCUGGGACACUUGUACGCAAUGGUUCCCGCUUCCUCAGGACGCAACCCAGUAGGACGAUCUUUGUCUCAACAUCCAGAAGGACGCGUUUCUUGACACAGGAGCAGACGAAGCCAACAUCUCCAUCCAGAACAGAAGAAACCUCCGACAAUCUGACAUAAAGGAUCCGCAGCCACCACUACACAAUGUACACACUGUGCAUCUGGUCACCUGCGGAUGUAGAGUAGAAUGGAAUAAACACAUGAUUUCUUCAAACAGCG